CUCGAGGCGCGCGUCGGGGGCCCGCACCGCCCCAGCCUCGCCCCGCCGGGGCGGCGGGACCCGCCGGAUGCCGCGGCUGCAUGCGCCCGAUGCAGAUCGGCGGGCUGCCCAAGCGCGCCAAGCCGCCCUCGGACACUCAGUGCCACGGCUGCAGCGCCAACUUCGGGUGCCUCCGCCGCCGCUACACGUGCUUGAAUUGCGACCGGUACCUUUGCGCGACCUGCUACGGCGGCAGCUGCGUGUGCUGCUCGAAGGGCCUGACGUGCAAGCGCUGCAGGGAGCGCGCCGCUAACCGGGGGGAGCUCGAGGCUGCGAAGUCUACCAUGGAGACGGGCGUCAUGGUCAAUCUCGGCAUUCCGAAGCCGGGGCCCCUCGCGUACGUCGCCGGGCCGCGGAAGUUGGACGUGUGGUUGUGCCUGGACGUCGGUCCCCGGGCGGUGGAUAUGGACAAGUCCGAGCGGACCUCCGACAUUUGUUUGUGCUCGUGGCGUGCUUCGUUGCCCCCGGCGGACGCCCCAGCCUCGGAGCUGAAGUGGGGCAGCCUGGAGC
Messenger RNA from Prorocentrum cordatum, 549 nucleotides. Lineage: Eukaryota; Dinophyceae; Prorocentrales; Prorocentraceae. The record is from the annotation of a GenBank genome assembly.